CACGUGGCGCCGCCCCGGAAGCGGAAGCGGCGGCGAUGGCGGCGCGGCGCGCGGUUGCCAUGGGGGCCUGGGCCGCCCCUCCCCCACGGCGGGGCUGGACCUGGAGGGGCCUCGGCAGCAGGCCGGGACCCCCCGACCCCCACUCGGUUCUGGGGGUUCGUCCCGGCGCCUCCGCCCGCGAGAUCCGCGCCGCGUUCCUGGCGCGCUGCAAGGAGGUGCACCCCGACGGGGACCCCUCGGACCCCUCCCGCCACGGGCGGUUCCUGCUGCUGGCCGAGGCCUACGCGGCCCUGAGCCCCCCCCGGACCCCCGGGACCCCCCCCCGGGACGCCCCCGGGGCCCCCCCGCGCCCCGGGACCCCCCCCAGUGGGAAGCAGAACCGGGAGAACCGGGAUCAGAACCGGGAGAACCGGGAUCAGAACCGGCGGUACUGGGAGCAGAACCGGGAGAACCGGGAUCAGAACCGGCGGUACUGGGAUCAGAACCGGCGGUACUGGGAGCAGUUCCGGCCCCCCGGGACCCCCCCCAGAACCUCCCCCCGCCGGGUCCUGGGGGUGCUGCUGCUGCUCAUGGCCCUGGGGGGGCUCGCCCACGCCCUGGCCUACAGGUACCUGGCCGGGGCUCACGCCGCCUUCCUGGACCGGCAGGACCGGGAGCUGCGAGCGGCCUACGAGCGAGCCCGGAGCCGGGCGGGGACGCACGCGGAGGUUCUGAGGCGGCUGCGGGAGCGGGGGAGGGGCCGGGGAGGGGGAGGGGGCGGCGAGGGGGGAGGGGAGGGGCCCUGACCCCCCCUUUGCCUCCCCUCCCACCCCGUCCCCCGCCCCCUGCCCCUCCCCCCGCUGCUC
Molecule: messenger RNA, 845 nt
Organism: Oenanthe melanoleuca
Lineage: Eukaryota; Metazoa; Chordata; Aves; Passeriformes; Muscicapidae
Gene: DNAJC4
Product: DnaJ heat shock protein family (Hsp40) member C4
Exons: 7
Coding region: 36-785 (249 amino acids)
Source: RefSeq, a predicted model, not a curated record